Molecule: messenger RNA, 4792 nt
Organism: Hemibagrus wyckioides
Lineage: Eukaryota; Metazoa; Chordata; Actinopteri; Siluriformes; Bagridae
Gene: plcl5
Product: phospholipase C like 5
Exons: 6
Coding region: 385-3723 (1112 amino acids)
Biological process (GO): intracellular signal transduction; lipid metabolic process
Molecular function (GO): phosphatidylinositol-4,5-bisphosphate phospholipase C activity
Source: RefSeq, a predicted model, not a curated record
GUAUGGGCGCGUGCUUCCACAGAGACGUCUGAUCGCGGCACGAGCGCCAUCUGUGUGUGUGUGUGUGGAAGAGAGAGGGAGAGAUAGAGAGCGAGGGGAGGUAGAGAGAGAGAGAGUGGUUUGUGUGUGUGUAUUCAUCUGUUCAUGAGAGAGAGAGAAAAAGCAGCAGAAGAAGAGUUUAAAUCAGUUUACACACACACCGCCUUCAUGGAUGUAUGAGAUCUCCGUCACGCGCAGAGGCGGUUUUCAGUUCCAGUUUCUGUUUGUUUUUCCGCGCCGGCUUCCCAAAAACGCGAAAGCUCGCCCCCCACCACCAACACCACCUUGUGCACAAUGCGCGGUGUGUGUGUCGGUGUCGGUGUGUGUAGCUGAGGGCGGACCACCAUGGCCGAGCCGGAGGCUGCGGACACGGCGAGACCUGCGCGAGACUUUCCCUCCGCUGCGCCGCGUGAGAGCGAUGAUGCGGCGGGCACGCGCGUGCUCCUCAACCCGGCCACUGCUGCCGUCCUCACUGGCGUACCCGGAGCGCGUGGAGCCGAGGCGGUACACAGUAACGGCGGACACCGGAGCCGAGACAGCUCGGCGGAGAGGAGCCAAGGAGCAGGGAACGCACCUUGCGGCAUCAUGAAGAACAACUCAAAGCAGCGACAGGUGAGGAAGAAGACGGUGUCGUUCAGCUCCAUGCCGAGCGACCGUAAGAUGAACAGCACGGCAGCCUGCAUGGCUUUUAUGUUGGAGGGAUGCGAGAUGAAAAAGGUCCGCUCCAACUCACGCAUGUACAACCGGUACUUCCUACUAGAUCCAGACUUGCGUUGGCUUCGCUGGGAACCUUCGAAAAAGGAUUCUGAAAAGGCUAAGCUGGAGAUCAAAAGUAUCAAAGAGGUGCGGUUAGGAAAGAAGACCCCCGUCCUACGCAGCAACGGUCUCUCAGAUCAGUUUCCAGAAGAGUGUGCUUUCUCGAUCAUUUAUGGAGACAACUACGAGUCUUUGGAUUUAGUGGCGAGUACAGCAGAUGUUGUCAGCACCUGGGUGAUGGGACUGCGCUAUCUGGUCUCUUACGGGAGGCACAUGGUGGGAGUGGUUGAAGCCACUCAGCCGAGCUUAAGAACAUCCUGGAUUGGCUCAGUGUUCGAGUUGGCUGAUGUCGGGAGGCAGGGAUACAUCGACCUGUUCCGUGCCACACAGAUUAUCAAGGGGCUCAAUCCGGGCAUGAAGGAGUCACGGAUUGAGCUGAAGUUUAAAGAACUUCAGAAAGCCAAAGAACGCUAUGGCGAGGCCAUUGACCUAGAUCUGUUCGUAGAAUCAUAUUGUGAAUUGUGCACAAGACCUGAGAUAUUUUUCCUGCUUGUGCAGUUCUCUAGCAACAAGGAGUACCUGGAUUCAAAGGACUUAAUGAUGUUUGUGGAAGUUGAGCAGGGUGUUGAGGGAGUGACAGAAGAGAUGUGCCGUGAAAUUGUGAGAAAAUAUGAGCCGUCGGCUGAAGGUCGCGAUCACGGCUACUUAUCUAUCGACGGUUUUACACAUUACCUCUUGUCAUCGGAGUGCCACAUUUUUGACCCACAGCACAAAAGCGUUUGUCAGGACAUGACACAACCUCUGUCUCACUAUUACAUCAACUCCUCACACAAUGCUUCUUUGCUGGAGGACCAUUACUGGGGGUCCUCAGACAUUAGCAGCUAUGUCCGUGCCUUGCGCAUGGGCUGCCGCAGCAUAGAGGUGGUGGUAUGGGAUGGCCCUGACUGUGAGCCUGUAGUCUACGUAGGCAGCUCUGUGGCCUCCCAGUUGGCUUUCUCAAAAGUCCUGGAUGUCAUUAACCAGUAUGCCUUUGAGAGCUCAGAGUACCCACUUAUUCUGUGCCUAGUGACACACUGCAGUGUUCCACAGCAGAGGGUCAUGGCCCAGCACAUGAAGAAGAUCCUGGGGGACAAACUCCACACAGAGCCUCCCAGUCCUGAGGAAAACUAUCUGCCCUCGCCAGAGAAACUAAAAGGCAAGAUACUUCUGAAAGGGAAAUGCCUUCCACCAGACAUACAAGAUUCUGAAGGGGAGGUGACUGAUGAGGAAGAGGGGCUUGAGAUGUCACGGCGUGUGGUGGGAGCAGACGAGAAGGACCAUCUCAAUGGUUUUGGUUGCAAGAGGCUGCAACUUUGUAAAGAAUUGUCAGAUCUUGUCACCCUUUGCAAAUCGGUCCAAUUUAGAGAUUUUGAGUCCUCAAAAAGGGAACAAAAAUACUGGGAGAUAUGCUCCUUCAAUGAGGUGGAUGCUAAUCGCUUUGCUAAUGAGUACCCUGAGGACUUUGUGAGUUAUAAUAAGCGAUUUCUAUCAAGAGUAUACCCAACUCCCAUGCGCAUUGAUGCCAGCAAUAUGAACCCACAGGACUUUUGGAAAUGUGGCUGUCAGAUCGUGGCUAUGAACUACCAAACACCAGGCCUGAUGAUGGACCUUAAUUUGGGUUGGUUCAGGCAAAAUGGCAACUGUGGUUAUGUGCUUCGCCCUGCCAUAAUGCGCGAGGAGGUCUCGUACUUCAGUGCCAAUGCCCGUGACUCUUUGCCUGGUGUAUCUGCCCAGCUGCUCCAUAUCAAGGUGAUCAGUGGCCAAAACUUGCCAAAACCUCGUGGUUCAGCAGCAAAAGGUGACGUCGUAGAGCCAUACAUAUACGUAGAGAUCCACGGGAUCCCUGCUGAUUGUGCUGAGCAGCGCACAAAGACUGUAUCACAGAGUGGUGACAAUCCUAUUUUUGAUGAAAGCUUCGAGUUCCAGAUCAAUCUCCCUGAACUAGCAGUUUUGCGUUUUGUGGUUCUUGAUGAUGACUACAUUGGGGAUGAGUUCAUUGGCCAGUACACCAUACCCUUUGAGUGUCUGCAGCCUGGAUAUCGUCAUGUACCACUGCAGUCACUUACAGGAGAGUUUUUGCCCAAUACCACGUUAUUUGUUCACGUGGCCAUUACGAACAGACGUGGUGGGGGCAAAGCUCACAAGAGGGGUCUUUCGGUGAGGAAGGGUCGCAAGGCAAGGGAGUACACUUCAACCAAGACCACCGGGAUCAAAGUGAUAGAUGAACUCUUCAGGGCUUCCACGCAGCCACUUCGGGAGGCAACAGAUUUGCGGGAAAACGUGCAGAACGCAAUGGUGUCAUUUAAGGAGCUAUGUGGCUUGACCCCAGCGGCUAACAUGAAGCAGUGUAUCCUGACCGUCUCAACAUGGCUGCUGAACAGCGAGAGGUCUCUUCGUAUCACUGUGGACUUGAGCGAGUCCUACCCCACCAUGGAGGCCCAGGGUGCUAUCCCGGAGCUACUGCGCAAAGUCCUUAUGGCCUACGACACGAUGAUCCAGACGAGUCGUACUCUGAUCGAAUCAGCAGACAGCGUCUACUGCAAACUUACCCAGUCGCAACGAGCAGGGUUGGAUUUCCAUGAAGAUCUGCACCGGAUCGGCUCUAAGGAGGGACUGAAGGGUAGAAAACUGCAGAAGGCCAUGGAGAGCUACGCCUGGAACAUUACCGUCCUCAAGGGCCAGGCGGACUUGUUGAAGCACGCCAAAUCCGAGGCGAUGGACACUCUGAGGCAGAUCCACUACGCUGCUCACUCUUGCGGCCUGGCCAAGAACGGAGCCUCCACUUCACCUGCCUCGCCUUUGCUGCCUCCUUACCCGCGGUCCCUAGGAGCCUUACACACCAUCCCUGAGACGGACUACCCCAGCACAGACACAAAUACCCUACACUGAUAUAUCUAUAGACAGCGAGAAAGAGAAAGAGGGAGGGAACCAGACAGGACAGGUGACCUUGAUAAAGGUGGGAACAAAAAAGCAAUGUCUUCAAGGACACACAGAGAGAGAGAGAGAGAGAGAGAGAGAGAGAGAGGGAAUAAAAGACUGGUGAUGCAUUUAAAGAAAGCAGGUCUGUACAGAUUGCUCCACAGUUCUGUCUCUGCAGCUAGUCGCUAGACAAGUGGAAAGCCAAGGACUCUGAGGCGUCUGUAAUCUAUAAGGAGAAGAUGGAAACAGCUGCUUUAGGUUACUGUAUGAACUUGGGUUAAACCUCUAACCCGAGCCUCUUACACCAUAACCUAAUGCUAGUUCUCACCUUUGAAAGUUGUUUGCUCGCUGUAAAGACCAGGAACGUCUCAUAAAUCUUAUAAUAGUAAUAAUGCAUCAAGGGCAGGCUGUAAUAAAGGCACAUGGAUGUACCGUUUCAAACACACACACACACACACACACACAUUCAUUCAUUCAUAUUUUAUUUUACUUUAUGUUUAUAUUUCUGGCCUUUGGACUUUUAUCCAGGUUUUUUUUUUUCCCCAGUGUGUGAAACUGUGUUAUCUGUCUCUCCUAAUACUCUCUACAGUGUUCGAACUGGAACUUUGGACUUCUCCUCUUGAGACAGACUGAACUCAAAACACAGCACAGAGACUCAGACAAGCAAAUAAUUUGGAAUUGUGAACGAAUUCAGUCGAUAAUUUUAGAACUAAUUAAAGGACUAUUUACAGUCAAGCUCUGAACAAUUCACGCUGUUUGUGAACAAAGUGACUAUUGUAAUAACUACUGUAACUAUUGUGGGUAGGUAUAUUAAUAAUGCAGUUAUUUUAUAAUUACAGUAUGUCCUGCUGUACCCAUAGUCAAGAUGUCACUGGAAUGGAAAAGGUUAAAGGUUACAGGCGGAACAGGGGGAAAAGGAAUGAGGGGGGAUUUUUAGAGGAUGAGUAACAGAUGUUGUGGCAUCUGCAGAAUAACACCUCAUUUUUUUUCUUUCAUUUAUUAAGCCCGUAAUAUAUUAUAAAAUGGAACAGCACUAGAA